GGAAGUCACAGCAGAGCGAGGGCCUGGCUGAGGAGUGAUCAGAGCAUCAUCACCACCAUGGGGAACUGUUGCGACGCUGUGUGCGGUUUUUUCGGCCGGCAAAAGAACACCAAUGUUCGUGUCAGCCUGCCGGCUGUCUGCUUCGUCUGGCAGAUUGCUAUGAUUAUACUGUUUGGAGUUUUCAUCCGGUAUGAUGAAGAGUCAGACGCACACUGGGCAGAGCACAAAAGGGAUCACAACAUCACCAGCGAUAUCGAAAACGACUUCUACUUCAGAUAUCCCAGCUUCCAGGACGUCCAUGUCAUGAUCUUCAUUGGAUUUGGUUUCCUCAUGACCUUCCUGAAACGCUACAGCUUCGGUGGUGUAGGCUUCAACUUCCUGAUUGCCUCCUUCGGUUUGCAGUGGGCUCUUCUCAUGCAAGGCUGGUUCCACUCCCUCGACCACACCACCGGAAAAAUCUACAUCGGAGUAGAGAGUCUGAUCAAUGCUGACUUCUGCUGUGCCGGCUCUCUGAUUGCUUACGGUGCCCUCCUGGGAAAAGUCAGCCCCGUCCAGCUGAUGGUCGUCACCUUAUUUGGCAUCACGCUGUUUGCUGUGGAGGAAUACAUUAUCCUCACCCUUCUUCAUUGCAGAGAUGCUGGUGGCUCCAUGGUCAUUCACGCCUUCGGAGGAUACUAUGGUUUGGCCAUCUCCUGGGUCCUCUACCGACCAAACCUACACCUAAGCAAACGCCUCAAUGGAUCCGUCUACCACUCCGAUGUGUUUGCCAUGAUUGGUACACUGUACUUGUGGAUGUUCUGGCCCAGUUUCAACUCAGCCAUCACGGACCACGGUGACGGACAGCACAGAGCAGCCAUCAACACUUACCUGGCCCUCGCUGCCUCUGUUCUCACCACCGUGGCCAUCUCCAGCAUGUCUCAGAAGAGAGGAAAGCUGGACAUGGUGCAUAUCCAGAAUGCCACACUGGCCGGUGGUGUUGCCAUGGGAACAGCAGCAGAGUUCAUGAUCACUCCUUAUGGUUCACUGAUUGUGGGUUUCUGCUGUGGAAUCAUCUCCACCUUUGGCUACCUGUUUGUCACGCCCUUUUUGGAGAAAUAUUUGAAGCUCCAGGACACGUGUGGUGUUCACAAUCUGCACGCUGUGCCAGGGAUGCUCGGCGGCUUCAUAGGAGCCAUUGUUGCUGCAGCCGCCACUGAAUCUGUCUACAGCAAAGAGGGGUUGAUCAACACAUUUGACUUUGAAGGAGAUUUUGCAAACAGAUCUGUAGGAACGCAGGGAGGCUACCAGGCUGCUGGCACAUGUGUGGCAAUUGCAUUUGGACUUGUUGGAGGAGCGAUUGUGGGUUUCAUCCUGAAGUUCCCUAUCUGGGGCGACCCUGCUGAUGACAACUGCUAUGAUGAUGAAGUGUACUGGGAGGUUCCUGAGGAAGAGGAGAGCAUCCCUCCCGUCCUGGAGUACAACAACCACAUGAUACACAAGCACCAAGAAAUAUCUGAGUCAAACUUCUCUGUGGAGCAAAGUUAGAGGUGCGCAGCAGAAGAUCAACCUCCCUCAUAUCACUUUGAACUUGAUACCGCUGUGAAACAACACUUAUUUAUGAAGGAGCAACAAGGAACAAUACUUUGCCAUGUUCUGCCAGUCUUGUGUACAUUGGUCUGGCACCUUUGUCAAUGAUUGGAAGCUUAAGAUUAUGAUGACGCUCACCAAAUAUCACAUUAAUGGAAAAAAUAUUCUGAAUCAAAACUGCAUUCACUUUCUCUUUCAUUCUGGAAGAAACUGCAUAUGAUUUGAAGAUGCUUGAUGACUGGAAAAUGUCAGGUCGUGAACCCAAGCAGUAUGAUGAGAAAUCAUAGACGCUUUGUUUAUAUUGUGUUAGAUGAUUAUGAUGCACAGAAAGAAACUCAUUUUCAUGAGUUUGGAAAUACAUCACUGUACUCUUUUAUCUUUGCUAUAGAGAGCGCUGAAUGCUUCCAUGUCAUGCCUUUUAAUUGUUGAAUAUUGUCACUGAUAAUGUUUGCUAUUUUGUUGCUUAUAAAUGAAGAGUCUGCUAAAUCCAUUUAGUUGUUGGUGCAAAAAAGGCAUUUAGUGAAUAAUCAAAUGUAUUUGUGCAGCCAAAUUAAACAUUUUUUGUGUUUUAUAUCUUAGUUCUUAAAUUAUGUAUAGGUCUUUGUAAGAUGUGUGUACAUAUGAUUCCACAUUUUAUCCCAUACUUUUUGUUUGUUGCAUAACUCACUUGUUCUUAAGGUGGAAGUUUUGAGUAGCUACAGUAACUAUGAUACAGUUUCCAGUGGUUUGGUUGCUGCAGUGUUGAAGGUUACCUCCAAUAAACUAUACCUGACUGUA
Molecule: messenger RNA, 2343 nt
Organism: Chelmon rostratus (copperband butterflyfish)
Lineage: Eukaryota; Metazoa; Chordata; Actinopteri; Chaetodontiformes; Chaetodontidae
Product: ammonium transporter Rh type C 2
Exons: 11
Coding region: 58-1524 (488 amino acids)
Biological process (GO): ammonium homeostasis; ammonium transmembrane transport
Cellular component (GO): plasma membrane
Molecular function (GO): ammonium channel activity
Source: RefSeq, a predicted model, not a curated record